Tilletiaria anomala UBC 951 is the source of this 1370-nucleotide messenger RNA. Its product is annotated as P-loop containing nucleoside triphosphate hydrolase protein. Gene Ontology annotation, cellular component: cytosol. NCBI's taxonomy places the organism in Eukaryota, Fungi, Basidiomycota, Exobasidiomycetes, Georgefischeriales, Tilletiariaceae. The record is from RefSeq and is a predicted model, not a curated record. The coding region runs from base 123 to 1298 and encodes 391 amino acids. Gene Ontology annotation, molecular function: 4 iron, 4 sulfur cluster binding; ATP-dependent FeS chaperone activity; ATP binding. Gene Ontology annotation, biological process: iron-sulfur cluster assembly. The transcript is spliced from 2 exons.
UCCACCAUUUGAACUCAGCAGCGCUUACCGGCCGAUGCGCUUCGCCCUCUUUGGCAGCAUCUCAAUCAUUCAUAACUUCAGCGCCAGCUGCAACUCCCAGACCAAAGAAGCAAAACGGCGCCAUGUCCGCCUCGCAAGCAGGCCCCGAUGAAAAGAUCAUCCGCCGCUUGAGCAACGUCAAGCACAUCAUCAUCGUCCUCUCCGGAAAAGGCGGCGUAGGCAAGAGCUCCAUCGCAGCGCAGCUUGCCCUCUCGCUCUCCUCGACGCCUGUGCCUGACUCUGCCCAAGCUGGCAGCGGCAGCAACAGCCCCCAGCAUGCGGGGCCGAGCACGUCUACAUUAGCGGCAGUGUCUGCCUCUUCCAGUCGUAUUCCACGGGUGGGUAUCCUGGAUGUAGACUUGACCGGGCCUUCGAUUCCGCGUAUGGUCGGUCUGGACGGUUCGAACGUUAAGCAAUCCUCCGACGGGUGGGUUCCCGUCUUCGCAGAUGCCACCCAGCGACUGGCCGUCAUGAGCGUGGGCUUCUUGCUCAAGAGCAAAAACGACAGCGUCGUCUGGCGUGGGCCAAAGAAGAAUGCCAUGAUCAAGCAGUUUCUCGGAGAUGUGCGAUGGGGAGAGCUUGACUACUUGAUUAUUGACACUCCGCCAGGAACAUCCGACGAGCACAUCUCCCUUCUCGAGUAUCUACGCACUUUCAACCCUACCGCGGUGCUCGUCACAACGCCUCAAGCCGUCUCGCUGGCCGAUAACAUGCGCUCGCUCGACUUUACACGCAAGACCGCCCUGCCACUGCUUGGGCUGAUUGAGAACAUGAGCGGCUAUGUCUGCCCACACUGCUCCGAAUGUACCAACGUCUGGGGCCGCGGAGGCGGCGAGGCGCUCGCGAAGCGUGAAGGGAUCCAUUUUCUCGGACGCAUACCCAUCGAUCCGGGGCUUGUACGCGUGCUCGAUGACGCAAGAGACGAGGCGCUGCAGCAUACGUGCGCGGGUGGCGCCGCGGCGCAGGUCGGCAUCCACAACGUCAGCGCGCCCCUACCUGCUGGCGCCGACAUCGAUGCGGCGGAAGGGAGCAACGCGCUCACUGCGCCGCGAGGAAGUGAAGAGGAGAACGACGACACGGCUAGUGCGCCGAGCGGGACGCUGCUGAGUCAGACGCUGCUCAGACGAUAUCGACAAUCACAGACGUUCCCCAUCUUCCAAGACAUCACGCGACAGAUCGUGCAGCUGGCUGACGAACUUGAUUCCAAGUCCAAGCUCGAGGCCCUGUCCUUAUACAGCCAGCAGCCACCCCCUUCAUAAAAAGGAUGGCAACAACUACGUGUUCACGCAAUACCAGAUGUGAUCUAGAAUAGAACAUUUGACACCAUUGCA